GCUCGGAGCGCGACCCCGGGAGAAACGCGGCGGCCGCUGCCAUGGGCGCUGGGCCUGCGGGGGCGCCGAGGGGGCUCGAGGAACGGCUGCGGCGCGCGCGAGAGUCAGCAGCCGGGACUGGCCCUGGACACUGAGCCGAGGUGGGGGUCGCUCUGGCGCUGCGAGGGCCUGCGAGCAGGAGCACUGCGCGCCGAAGGAGCCGGGCAGUCGCUGGCCACUUCAGGGAACCCUGCCUCGCCGCCCGGCGGGUCCAGAGAGCCGUGUGGUCACUUCUGGGGGUGCGGUGACCCCGCCCGGCACGUUUUCGGGAUCCAGGCGCGCCCGCUCAGGCCGCCGCACAUUCCUGGAGGCCACCUGGGGUCCAGCGCCGCCUCGGUCGAGCCCCGGGGUGUCCCUGGAUGGCUGAACUGCCCCCUCGCCGGCCGCCCGGGCGCCGCAGCGGCUGAGGUCGCUGGGAUCGCCCGGCCGCCGCCGUCCUCGCCGCCCCCUGCAUGCCCGGCGCGCGGGUCGCAGCCCACCUGGACUCUCUGGGCCCCCUGGUGUCCUACGUGCAGCCGCCGCUGCUGCCCUCUAUGUUCUACGUGGGCCUGUUCUUCGUCAAUGUGCUGAUCCUGUACUACGCCUUCCUCAUGGAGUACAUCGUCCUCAACGUGGGCCUCGUCUUCCUGCCCGAGGACUUGGACCAAGCGCUCGUGGACCUCGGCGUGCUCUCUGACCCCGGCUCCGGCCUCUACGAUACCGACUCGGAGCUCGACGUCUUCGAUGGAUACCUGGAGUAGGGUCUUGACUACUGUUCGCCCCUCCCCUCCACGACCCGCAGCCCUCGGCCUGGACCAGCUGCCCAGAUCAUGCCGCCGCUCCUGGUUAGGGGCGCUGUCUGUACCGGGAUGGGACCCCAGGAGGCGCCCCUCCGAGGCCUGCCUGAUCCCCUGGAAAGCUUCGUGCCGACAGAGAGCUUCCUGACCCGACCCACGACAGCAGAAGGAGACUGAGUGCCAAGUUGGGGAGGCACCCGCGAAGACCCGAGCCGUCCGUCGCUCAGAGGACCUGGCCGAGGCCUCCGCCUGUCCGCAGCAGCGAUGGAUGUUUACAGGAACCCAGCCGGAGUCUGCCUCCCCGCACCUGCUCCCACUGAACCCCUGGAGAGACCCUUCAAACCGCGGACUCGCACAGAGCCACUCCUGGCUCGCUUGAUGCCAGGCGAGCCUUACGCCUGGCAGGGUUUCGCCGAGGCUGGUCUUGGAUGCAGCGUCUUAGGGAGUGACUCAGGAGGAGCCGCAGAGGGACGGUGGGGAUGAGGGUAGGGUUUUGACUUAUUCAUUUCGGGUUGCUUGUUCUCACUGAGUUGGCAGGACUGAGGCCUCGUGUGGGAGCAGGCCUGUCGCUCCUCUGGCCGGAAACAUUUCUGAAAACCUGAGUGGUGUGAAUGCUUGAUUUCGAUGAACCUGUAAAAGCAAUACUCAGGAGGCUCACUUAUUUCCAUUAAAAAAAAUGUAUGCAAUUCCAGUU
Messenger RNA from Sciurus carolinensis (gray squirrel), 1509 nucleotides. It is a transcript of the gene Dexi, whose product is annotated as Dexi homolog. The record is from RefSeq and is a predicted model, not a curated record. The coding region runs from base 492 to 779 and encodes 95 amino acids. Lineage: Eukaryota; Metazoa; Chordata; Mammalia; Rodentia; Sciuridae. The transcript is spliced from 2 exons.